AUGGUGUUACCCAGCGACGACGAGGGGCAAUCCUCAACAAUGCGACAACCGGAUGUGAAGGAAAAACAGCCAGCCCUGACUCCGAAUCGGGAGGUAAAUGAUGGAGAUUUUCAGGACCGAGACGCUCUGCAAAAGGGAAAAAAAGAUUAUAAAAGUGGUGAAGUGGAGAGUGAUUCCUCCUCUCCUUCGCUACCUGAUGAAUCAGCCCCUCCUCCUCUUCCUAAUGAGCCUAUACCAGGACAAGUCGAAGACGAUGGAUGGGAUGCUAUGUGGGAUGAAAAUGCACAAGGGUACUAUUUUUAUAAUCGCUUCACUGGAGUUUCCCAAUGGGAGAAUCCUCGGGUGCCAGAUACCCAGCAAGGACCUCCUGGUGUAGAAAACAGCCAAGAUGAUGCGAAAGAAGAUCGAAAGCCACAGCCACGUUCCCAGGUCGCAGGAGGUUAUGAUCCCGCCAUUCAUGGUGACUACGACCCAAAUGCUUGGUAUGCACAACCCCAAGCAGACGAUUCCUCAGCGCCGGCCACCACCACAGAUCCCGACGUCCUCUAUACCGCCACUGGUGCAUUUAAUCGUUUCACGGGAAAAUGGCAGCCUCUAGGUCUAACGCCGGAGAAUUUUAAUGAUGAAAACAAAAGCCGCCGACAAAUGAAUGCAUACUUCGACGUUGAUGCCGCAGCUAAUAGUCAUGAGGGAAGAAGCCUCAAAGCAGAACGAUCUGGAAAGAAAUUAACAAAAAGGGAGCUAAAGGCAUUCAAGGAAAAGAGAAGGGAAAAAAAGGAAGAAAAGAGGAGAGCCUGGUUAAGAGACUGA
Molecule: messenger RNA, 810 nt
Organism: Ophidiomyces ophidiicola
Lineage: Eukaryota; Fungi; Ascomycota; Eurotiomycetes; Onygenales; Onygenaceae
Exons: 1
Coding region: 1-810 (269 amino acids)
Molecular function (GO): protein binding
Source: RefSeq, a predicted model, not a curated record